AUGACCAAACCCAGCUUUGUUCUUUUUGCCAUUGCCAGUCUAGCUAUGGCCGGACCAUGUAAACCAGAAAGCUCUACCGCUCAGACAUCCGAAAUAAUCGUUUCGUCCCUGGAGACUUCUUCCUCAAUGGUACCAAUUGAGACUUCCACGGCUGAGGCUACAUCCGCUCCUACUACCGACACAUAUACAUCGACUAAUGGAGAGACAAUGACUAUCCCUUUUAUACAAAUCGACUCCGACACGACCCUCACUACUAUUAUUUCAUCACUCAGCUCAAGCGAAAAUUCUUCAGAACUCGCUACAACAACAACAGCGGCUGCUCACAAUCCAGCCGAAUGUGUCGGCUCCAUACGGAUCCAGCAUGACCACUAUAUCGGCAUAAGCGGCGGUUUGAAGGGACCGCUUAGUUGGAACGAUUGCGCCCAGUUGUGCGAGGACACCUCGACCUGCAUUGCCUUUUUACACAGCCAAAGUGGAUACUGUUGGAAUGCUGUAGAGGGCGACAUAAGGUCAGAGUCAGAAAGUCAGGGUUGGAUCAGUGGUACCAAAGGAACAUGUCCUCGAGGUCAAUGA
Molecule: messenger RNA, 573 nt
Organism: Fusarium graminearum PH-1
Lineage: Eukaryota; Fungi; Ascomycota; Sordariomycetes; Hypocreales; Nectriaceae
Exons: 1
Coding region: 1-573 (190 amino acids)
Source: RefSeq, a predicted model, not a curated record